AUGACGAAUUUAGAUGACCUGCUCGUCCACAUCGGAGAUUACGGACCAUACCAAAGGAGAAUCACUGUCCUCGGAUCUCUGCCGGUGCUGACCUUCGCGUUCGUCCUCGUAGGAGUCGUGUUCUUGGGAAACACUCCCGUGCACUGGUGCCGGACCUCCGGGACAGAGCGCAUCCAGGAUGAAUGUGACUGGACAGACAAGGAGCUGCGUGACCUCACCGUCCCGCUGUUGGAUGAGUCGGGGCAGGGCUUAUUGGGCGUCUACAGCCGCUGCCAGAGGUUCGAUGUGGCCUGGAAGUUCUGGAACGGCAGCCAGAGCAACUGCAAUGACCUCACCGACUGGCCCUUGAUUUCUAAUCUCACCCAGUUACCGGUAGUCGCGUGCGACAGAGGCUGGGUGUUUGAUCCGUCUCGCACUACUAUCGUUUCAGAGGUAAAUUUGGUCUUCAAAAACCCCCGCAGUGUCUGGAAGUUCAGGAGCUCAAAUUCUACGAAGAAAUAA
Molecule: messenger RNA, 501 nt
Organism: Salvelinus sp. IW2-2015
Lineage: Eukaryota; Metazoa; Chordata; Actinopteri; Salmoniformes; Salmonidae
Source: RefSeq, a predicted model, not a curated record